AUGAGCAUUCCUGUCGAGUAUAAUAAGGACUAUAAGUGGGACUGGCCUCUGCAGACAAACGAUGACUUUGUUAAGGUGAUUGAUGAUACUUCGCAUUUUGAAGUUGAUUUGGACGCAAAAAUGUUCACUCCAAAAGAGAUCCAGGUGAAAACUAUCGGUGACCUGCUGGAGAUUCACAUGGAUCACGAAGCUCGUGGUGACGAGACUUUUAAUAUCUCUAGAAGCAUCACAAGGUGCUACAAAUUGCCGAAGGGCGUCGACCCGAAAACGUUGAAAAGCAACCUAGACAAGAACGGAGUACUCCAUAUUAGCGCUAUGAAAAGCUAA
Molecule: messenger RNA, 327 nt
Organism: Haemonchus placei
Lineage: Eukaryota; Metazoa; Nematoda; Chromadorea; Rhabditida; Trichostrongylidae
Source: the annotation of a GenBank genome assembly